AUGAAUAUCAAUCUAGAUACAGCAAAGGAUGUUCUUUGUAAAAACGUGUUGAUAUAUGGAUAUUGCAAGUAUCAAGAUAAAGGAUGUGCUUUUAGCCAUCAUAAACUGACAGGAUUGCAGUCGGGUGGAGCUGGAAAUGGAGAAGGCAACGGGCAAGAACCUGAAUCACAGGCGGAUCAGUUGCAGGCGCAACCGCUGCAACAAUUGAAAUCUAAACAAUCGCGAUCUCGGUUACAACAACAACAACAACAGCAGCAGCAGCAGCAGCAGCAGCAGCAAAUACCCCUUACUGGGACCGCUUCAGCAAAAUCAACGGAAUCAAAUAAUGGACGAAGAAAAUUCAAUAUUGAAACUCCGUUGUUUCAACCAAGUGGUGGGAAUGAUCGAUUGAUUAGCGGUAUAACUUCAAAAUUUUCAAAUCUCUCUCCAACAGUUAAGGAUGCACCAAUUUUUCAACCUGAAUCGCUUGCAUCAUUUCAAGGUCAAGAUGGGAUACAAUCCCCACAACAACGGCAACAAUCUCAGAAUAACCUGUCUGCUUUUCAGUUUGGAGCAAAGAAGUUCAAUGUUAGCACGCCAUCAUUUACACCGUCCAAUUUUGAUUUUUCUCCGGGUGUAUCUGGAACAACCUCCAACCAACCACAACCACAUCAACAACAGCAGCAGCAACAUCAUCAUCAUUUCUCUGGCCCACCGCAAAGUCUCCCUCCCAACGGCCCUUCAAGUGCAAGGUCACUAGGUGGAGUUAUACAACCACAACAGCCCUCAUCUAACCCAUAUCUUCAGAAUACCCAAAGUCCAUUGGCUCUGGGAAAUCAAAUGCCGCACUCAUCACUUAUGAACUCAGCACCACCAAUUUCAUCCAAUUUUUUUCCAUCGCUGCAAAGUCAUCCUCAUCAUCAGGGGUCAGGACUAGAAGGAAAUGCUGUGGCCGGUGCAGCGCCUGCACCACCAACUUCGCAACAUCAACAGCAGCAACAAGCACCAUUGUAUCCACUACAAUAUCAUUUGUAUGCCCCUGUACCACCACCCAGAUUAACCGUUCCUAUAAGAGAUUAUGAGACUAAUGCAUUAAAGAUGUUCAUCCCCAAUGACUUAAGAGAGAAUUUGCACCGUAGAAAUGAAGCAAGUUUACAGACCCUUCAACAUCUGAAUUUGCCUGAACACGUAAAUUCCUACCAUUCAUUAGUCCCCAUAGAUACAUCCUAUGAUGCCGUAAGUAAAAUUUGGCCCGGUAAGAAUAGUCUUUUGUUCAAAUGUUAUUCAAACAAUGAUGGGAAUUUGUAUGUAUUGAGAAAAAUUGAGCCUUGCAAUGAAAUCACUGAUGAAAGUACAUUCAAGAGUAUAAAGAAAUGGCAGAAACUCAGAUCCAAUGCCAACAUAGUCGGGAUCAAAGACGUAUUUACAUCGUUGGCCUUCAGUUCAAUUAGUGGAACUAAAGUGGAAAAUACCACCGCUUUAUGUUUUGUUUAUGAUUACUAUCCCAAUUCAAAAACAUUGUUGGAGCGUCAUAAGAAAUCAUUGAGAGUUGAGCCAAUAACAGAGGAUCUUUUGUGGACGUAUCUCGUUCAAUUGGUUAAUGCAUUAAAGGAAAUACAUGCAAACGGGUUAAGUGCUGGAUCAUCUAUGGAAGUGAGCAAGAUUAUCAAUACCGGAGAGAAUAGGAUUAGAUUGAGCAGCUGCGGAAUUAGUGAUGUGUUGGAUUAUGGUAAGCAGGACAGCCCUGAUGUAGGACAAUUGCAACGUCAAGACAUUAAAAAUUUGGGUAAAGUUUUGCUUGAUUUGAGCUCGUUGUUGCUUCCAAUAAAUUUAAGAUCGAGUCAAGAAGAUGUUUUGAUGAGGAACCUAACAAAUUCGACUAACUUGAGUGAUGAUUUUAUAAAAGUUUUGAAAGUAUUGGAUGAAAUUGCAGUCUCACCUGACAAUGAUGUACCGGAUUUCAAUAUGAAACAAUUCAUCAGUGAUUAUUUAAUCGACAAGACAUUUUCCACUGUCAACAGUAUACAAAACUCAAGUGAUUAUUUUGAACUGCAAUUGACUUCAGAAUUGGAAAAUUCUCGAUUAUUUAGAUUAUUAACCAAGAUUAAUUUCGUGGUUAAUACCACCACUAUUGGAGAUAACAACCUUAACAAGUUGUCCUUAAAUGAUGCCAAUCAAAUCAAGAUUAUUCAAUUAUUUCAGCAAAAUUUGUUUCAAUUUUAUGAUCCCAAUGGAGCUAGAGUUAUCAACUUGCACAAGGUUUUGGUUAAUUUGAAUAAGCUCGAUUGUGGAGUUGAUGAGAAAUUGUUAUUGGUGAAUGAAAAUGAAUGCAUCAUUGUUAGCUAUAAAGAAGUGAAGGAGAUUAUUGAUUGUCAAUUCAGACAGUUGAAAAAUUAG
Lodderomyces orthopsilosis Co 90-125 is the source of this 2376-nucleotide messenger RNA. It is a transcript of the gene PAN3, whose product is annotated as Pan3p. Lineage: Eukaryota; Fungi; Ascomycota; Pichiomycetes; Serinales; Debaryomycetaceae. The coding region runs from base 1 to 2376 and encodes 791 amino acids. The transcript has a single exon. Gene Ontology annotation, biological process: mRNA processing; protein phosphorylation; nuclear-transcribed mRNA poly(A) tail shortening. The record is from RefSeq and is a predicted model, not a curated record. Gene Ontology annotation, molecular function: poly(A) binding; metal ion binding; protein kinase activity. Gene Ontology annotation, cellular component: P-body; PAN complex.